ACCUUCAGCAUAUAUACAUGGCUGCGGCCACCAUAUUUCUCAUUCUGAAUCUGUCUUACUUCGCCCGAUCCAUCCAUCCGGUCUUGUGGGAUAGUCUCUGAACACCAGUUGAUUAUUUUACUUGGCUGAUACUACUUCUACCAGGAUCAAGAUGAACAAAUUUCUGUGGGCCUGUGUGGCUGUUGUGGCUCUUGCUGUUGUGGCUGAGUCUCUGACCUGUAACACCUGCAGUGUUGGGGUCCUCAACACAUGUCUCUUCGGUUCUACGGCAACAUGCUCUGCCUCAGAGCCUAACUGCUACAAGGGUCAAGCAACGUUCAACGUCUCAUCGAUCGUCAACCUCUACACCAAGGGCUGCUUGGCCUCCUCGUCCUGCAACACCACCACGUCUGGUAAUAUUCUGGGCGCUGGCUACAGCGUGUCCAGGACCUGCUGCAGCACAGACCGCUGCAACGGAGCCAGCUCCAUCCAGCUUCCCCUGACAGCUGCCUUGGGCGCCGCCCUGGUGGCCUUGUGGAGCAGCCGGGCCUUCUAAGCCAGCUCAGCCUCUUUGUCCCCGGUAGAUGACUAACAGAGAGGGACCUUUUAAUGAUCUUUAUUUACAAUGCGCUCAAACUGGUUGAACUCGAUUGAAGUGUGCAAUGUUUAUUCUGGUUGGUUAGCUUUUCAGCCAGCACCUCUCAGACACCUUUACACAACAUUAUUCUGUCUUGUUUGUUCUGUCCACCCAGUCAUUGUGGUGGGUUUGAUUAAACAGUCACAGGCAUUAUAGCUCUUUGCUUCAUCCCAUUAUGUAUAAUUCACACUGUUCCUCACUGACAAUUACUGUAAAGGACUAUUUCUGUAUUUUGUGAACCAGUGUGUUACCAUUUAGCCUACAUGUGCCUAAUGUGUUUGACAACAAUCAUUAAAAUGUUUCUAAUCUUUUAAAGCAUA
Molecule: messenger RNA, 936 nt
Organism: Hypomesus transpacificus
Lineage: Eukaryota; Metazoa; Chordata; Actinopteri; Osmeriformes; Osmeridae
Product: protein Bouncer-like
Exons: 3
Coding region: 152-535 (127 amino acids)
Source: RefSeq, a predicted model, not a curated record